Messenger RNA from Podarcis muralis (Common wall lizard), 1469 nucleotides. RefSeq names its product olfactory receptor 2D2-like. Gene Ontology annotation, molecular function: G protein-coupled receptor activity; olfactory receptor activity. Gene Ontology annotation, biological process: G protein-coupled receptor signaling pathway. NCBI's taxonomy places the organism in Eukaryota, Metazoa, Chordata, Lepidosauria, Squamata, Lacertidae. The record is from RefSeq and is a predicted model, not a curated record. Gene Ontology annotation, cellular component: membrane.
AUGAGGAAGGAUGAGGAGGUAGAUCGGGAUUCCUAUUCUUUCCGCUCCCAGAGCUCGCAGGUGAGAGACCUUUUCCACACAGAGGAUUAUAUCGCCUUCCCUGCAACCUUCCACAUGUAUAAGGUGGAGAGGAUGCAAGACAGAACAGUGCCUGGGAACUACACCAUGAUCACCCAGGUCUACCUGGUGGGACUCACCAGCCACCGGAGAACACAGCUUGCCCUCUUUGUGAUUAUCCUCGUUGCCUAUCUGAUCUCCAUGGCGAGCAACCUCCUCAUCAUCCUACUGGUCCAAAUGGACUUCCGCCUCCAUACCCCAAUGUACUUCUUCCUCACCAACCUCUCACUCUUGGAGAUGUGCUUCACCAGCACCGUCGUGCCCCAGAUGUUGGCUCACCUGCUUGUCGGGGAUGGGAGGCUUUCGUUUGGGCGCUGCGCCUUCCAGAUGUACAUGGCCUGCUCUCUGGGUUGCACUGAAGGCCUCUUGCUGGGGGCCAUGGCCUACGACCGUUACAUGGCGAUCUGCUGCCCCCUGGUGUACGCUGUAGCCAUGAGCUGGGCACGUUGUUUGAUGCUGGCUGCCAUCUCGUGGGUAGGAGCCUUCCUUCUCUCUGGGCUCAUCACAGCUUUUAUCAUGCAGCUCCCUUUCUGCGGCCCCAAUGAGAUCAACCAUUUCAACUGCGAGUUUGUCAUGGUGAUAAGGCUGGGAUGCACCGACACGAGCUUCACAGAGGCCAUCAUCUUGGGGGUGGGGGUUUUCAUACUAAUUGUCCCUCUGGCCACCAUCUUGAUCUCUUACGGACUCAUCAUGGCGACUGUCGUGCGCAUGAGCUCAGGGGAGAGCCGGAGCAAGGCUUUCUCCACGUGUGCUUCCCACCUGAUGGUGGUCACCAUGUUUUAUGGCUGCCUCAUUGGCCUGUACAUGAGGCCUCGGUCAGGGACAGACCCCAGCCAUGACAAACACGUUUCCAUCUUUUAUGUUGUCAUCACCCCUCUCCUCAACCCGAUCAUCUACACAUUGCGGAAUAAGGAUGUCCAUGCCGCAGUGGCUAAAGUCUUCAGGAUAGAGCUGAUAAACACAAGACCUGAGUGGUCUUGAGAGGCAGCAUUGUGUUUAGCAAACGGCGGUUGUCCAAACAAAUCUAUGAUGUUGAAGGACGAACAGGACGGAGUGAGGGAACUCACUGAAGCUCAUAGAUUUAUAGGACCUCAGAAAAUCUGAUAAAAAGUAUCUCUUGAUCUCCGAUAUUUAGCAAUGACAGGAUCAUUCAAGGACCUGAGGGGAGGAGCAGGGCUUGGGGUGGUGGUGGUAAGAGUUGCACGAAGAGCUGCCUACUAUUUAGCUACUGGUGUUCCAAUUGAGGUGGGUCCUCAUUCCAGACUAGCAUCAGAGGGUUUCUUAAAAACUCACCUGCCUUAAGCAGAGAAAAGAACUGGCUUUCAAAAGAAGAAGAAGCAGAAGAAAUUCCU